UGAACCUCUCGGGGGUCCAUGAUGACACUGGAUUUAUAAAAGGAAAGCAGUAGCACUUCUCCUUUUGGCUCUGCUGCAGGGGUUUUCUAACGUAGGAAACCUUUGAUGCUGGGCAAAAGAAUUUGACAUCCGUCACACAAGGACCAAAACAGAUCACAUGCAGUCUCAGCAACUUGCAGAAGUGGUUGGCAAUCCACAUGGCUCCCGGAUUAUCUUUUCCGGGGAGCCUGGAGUUUAUUCAGGGCAGAAGAUACUAACGUCUCCAGAGAUGAUCCAUGAGGUGGUCAUCUCCCCUGGACUCCCUACUCCUCCUCUGAGUCCUUUUCACUCUUCAAAGCUGCCAUCUGGAGAGUUCAAGGUUUCAGAGGUGAAUGGAAGUGGCCCGACAGCUCUCAGCUUUGGAUCGUACUACGGCCCCUCACAAUCAUACGGUGGACUGUCCAAUGGCUCUGCCACUUUACCACGAAGCUGGACUCCCACCAGGGAGGAGAGGCUCAUCAAAUUCUCUGGAAUCGGUCCAGUGGAUGAAACUGGGAUGCCCAUUGCCUCCAGAUCUAGUGUGAACAAGCCCAGAGACUGGUACAAGAGCAUGUUCAGACAGAUUCACAAGAAGCCAGAGGAAACUGAGCUGGAGGAUUCAGAGCGGUGGUCAGCCGAACGGCUCCAGUUAUCUGCCAACACAGAAGAAAGUAAUGACAGAGACAAGGAUCCCUUCAGACUGACACCGUAUGGAGCGCUACCAGACUGGACGGAGGAUGUAGAUAAGCUGUCAGACCCAGGAAAGCAGCACCCUCAACCGAAGAGCAUAUACGACUUUGAGCCCGGGAAGAGCACCACUUCAGAGAGCCACAGCCAGACUUAUCUAUCCCCGAGGAAACAGCCGGAGAAACCAAAGUCACCUUCAGUUGAGGCCAGUCUGGUCUCUGAGCUGAGUCGAUUUGAGGCUGAGCUGGACUCGGAGAUCCAGGGCCUGGAGAGGAGACUUUCCCAGAAGAGGCAGCGUCGAGGCCGGGGUGAGGAGGCCAGUGGCAGGGAUCCAGUAACUGCUCCAAAGACUGGAACCGCAAACUACAGCAAUUCUACAGCAUCAAAGCAGCCUGUCCAUCGCUCAGCUGGCACAUCACUGGCUUCCGUUCCCACAUAUGUAGAACGUCUCUCCCCUGCAAAUGAAAUCAUGGAGCUCCCACCCAAGAAAGAGGAGAAAAAGAUGAAAGCAGCACGAGUCAAGUUCAAUUUCCAGGCUCAGUCACCCAAGGAGCUCCCACUGCAGAAAGGCGACAUUGUUUACAUCCACAGGCAGGUAGACGCCAACUGGUUUGAAGGAGAACAUCACGGAAGAGCUGGCAUUUUCCCCACAUCUUAUGUUGAGAUUCUGGCGCCUACAGAGAAGCCGACACCUAUAAAGUCUCCCACGCUACAGGUCUUGGAUUAUGGGGAAGCUGUGGCUCUGUACAACUUCAACGGUGAUUUACCUGUCGAACUUUCUUUUCGUAAGGGUGAGGUGAUCAAUGUAACCAGGCGUGUUGACGAUAAGUGGUUGGAGGGGAGGAUCUCGGGGACCAGCCGGAGCGGCAUCUUCCCUGUCAAUUAUGUCCAGGUCAACAAGAUGCCUCGCACCAAAUACUCUACGGACGACUACUCACCAGGCCCCAUGUCUCCCGUCUCCCCCGGACCUCAGAGUCCAGGACGUCCACUCCACUCUCCCUGUCCGCGUUCACCAUUCACCCCCACUUCCCUCAGCCCCAAACCUGAGCACUCCCCCCUGAAGCCGUCUUCACCCGUACCUUAUGGCGGCCCAGCUUCACAGUCACGCUCCCCCACCCAGACACCUGUACCCAAAGAAAUGGCCAAUCAGUGGCCCCACAGCACCUCCAAAGCUGCUUCACCCACCAACCAGAACAGCCACUGGGCUGGGACACACUCAGCUAACCAGAGCUCCACAGCUAGAGCUGUUUCACCUUCCACUCAGUCGUCAGCGUCUGCACACAGAGCAGGAGCUACCACAGCGAACACUCCCAGAUACACUGACCCGUCACAGGGUGCAAUACCAAGCCAGGCUACUCCACCUAAUGCACAUGUCCACUCCCUGAGGCGAACACAAGUCCCAAACAAGCCUGGUUCAACAGCGGUGCAACAUCAGCCAUAUAAAGCUGUUUACAACUACAAACCGCAGAAUUCAGAUGAGUUGGAACUCAGAGAAGGAGACAUUGUACAAGUGAUGGAGAAAUGUGAUGAUGGCUGGUUUGUAGGUACGUCAGAACGGACUCGUGCUUUUGGGACUUUUCCCGGAAAUUAUGUGGCACCAGUUUGACUUCCUCACUUCCUGCUUGCCCACAUCCAUCUGGACUCAUAAGAGCCCAACUUAAUCACUCUAGCUCACUCCAACAGAUCCUGCUUUGUCACCCCAGCAUUUCUUCAUCCCAUUUCCCACCACACUCCCAAAUCUGGUUUAGUCAGACCUGCAUAUUCACUCUGUUUCUCCGAACAGAGGUGAAGGCAGGGACAGUUGUGUGGUUUCUCACUUCCCUGCAUGAGUGUGUGCAUGUGUGUGUGUGUGUGUGUGUGUGUGUGUGUGUGUGUGUGUGUGUGUGUGUGUGUGUGUGUGUUGCACUGAGUCUUGGAGAGUGUUUUCACACACACCACUUGAGAGGAAAGGAUGAAUGCUGAUGAUACUGUGUCAGAUGCGAAGAAUGGUCUUUUUUGUUCCACAACUAUUUGCAGCUGCAGGAAAUUUGCAUUCCUUCCAACUGAACAGCACUGUUCCCUCUGAGGUCCUGAUACAGUAUGAUGCUGCAUUCAGCAUUUUGUCACCACAGUGCCAUCACAAACCACUGCUGAGAAUUUUGAAUGAGGAUGGCAAUUUUUUCUAGCAUUAUGUUGGAUUAUUAAUUUUUUUUUUUUCCUUCAAAUAUCUCCCCCAGAUUUCCUUUCAGAUCUCUGAAAACACCCUGGGCAAGUUUGCGGAAAAAACAUGAACAUCUGUAGAUGUGGUUAAAGUAAAGCACAGAAAGGGCUCAGACAUGUUCGAGAUGGGUUUAAAGCCUUCUACAAGGCUUUUGCAGAAGAGAAAAUAUAAUUAGUUCAUGUAAUGGUUUCUUAAGCAAGUUGUUCAUUAUAGAAUGUUUGGCUUUUUUUGGAUGACAUGUCCAUCAUAAGCCAUGGAGUGGAAUGUGAAAGUAAAGAGGAAGAUUAUGUUGUUGAAAUGAAAUGUCAAACCUCUGUAAGUUGUACAAGAUCAUCUGUGUUGAAUAGCUCUAAGUUAAAUCCAGGCAAUGCCUUCACAGCAAAUGGUUGAAUGAAAGUUUGAAGUAAUGCAUAUGUGCCAAAUCUAACAUUUCAUAACAUUUCUUUUUUAAUUCUCCACUGAACAAUCCAAGCUCACUUCAUUUCUGCCAUGUUUGCUACUGCUGUUUUACAGUGUUAGCUAUGCUUUGGGAGUUAAUCUUCUCACUCUGAAAACAGUAUUCAGAAAAUCACUUAUGUUUGUGCCAGCGCCGCCUUUGAUGAGUGGGAUGUGUCUAAUUCUAAUUAGAAAUCCUCAUCAUGAAGUCAUUUUGCUAUUUUAAUAUGAUAUAUUCAUGAUUUCACUGUAAAAAUGAAUCAUAUUUAGCAGACACAGGAUAUGAUUGUACAGACUGUAACCUUUUAUCAAAUUGAAAGUAUAAUAUAUAUUUGCUUAUAAAACAAUGUAUCUCAUAUGUGUGGUACGCACUUUUUUAAAAACAAUUAGACAUUACAGAGUGAGACCAAAAGGAGUUUGUGUUCUUGUGUUUUUUUCUGUCUUAAUUCAACAACACUUAAAGUGUGAAGCUGACUAACAGGAUGACCAUUAAAUGUAACUUUCCAUUUCAUUCAGGUAUUAGUAUUUGAAUCUUAUAAAACAUACACAUAUCCCAUAACAUAAAAGUGGCAACCAAAAUGAAAUUAAAAUACGUUUACACAAAAUACAAUAAAUGUAACUUUGAGAGA
This is a messenger RNA of Seriola dumerili (greater amberjack), 3969 nucleotides long. It is a transcript of the gene sorbs3, whose product is annotated as sorbin and SH3 domain-containing protein 2-like. The coding region runs from base 158 to 2311 and encodes 717 amino acids. Lineage: Eukaryota; Metazoa; Chordata; Actinopteri; Carangiformes; Carangidae. Gene Ontology annotation, molecular function: protein binding. The transcript has 21 exons. The record is from RefSeq and is a predicted model, not a curated record.